UGCCCACUAGGGCUGACCACCCAAGCCCUGGUUGUGACACUUACUGCUUUCUCUGAGAAAUGAGACCAGAGUUAAGCACCUUUUAAUUUAAUUUUAAUACUUUUUACACCGGAUAAAAGUCUGAUUAAUGAUACUUCUUCAUAUUGGUCUCAUAGCCAAGGCUGUCUGUGCUUGCUUUGACAGAACUCAGAGUAUAGUGACAUCCAAGAUAGGCAUUUCAAUGUGUGAAAUGCUCCUUAAAUAGAACAAACAGAUCAGCAUGACUUAGUGAUAAAAUUACCUUCUGGUUUACAGGCUCUCUAGCAUGUGACUGCAUUAUAGGGAACCCAGCACACCCCUCUGUGCAUAAUAUAAACAAACACAGUUGAGAAUAGACCCAGGUGAGACAUAUAUAAAAAGAGAGAGCAUGGAAGAAAGGAUUACUCGGGCUGCGACUGCCAAGUUAAUGAAAAAAGCUUUUCUUGAAGCUCUAAAAUCAAAUGACUACAAAACCCUGGAAGAUCUUUUGAUACAAAAGCAAAUAGAUGUGGACACGGUGUUUGAAGUGGAAGAUGAGAACCUGAUUUUGGCAUCAUACAAACAAGGAUAUUGGCUGCCUAGUUAUAAGUUAAAAUCAUCUUGGGCCACUGGACUGCAUAUAUCAGCCCUGUAUGGAUAUCUGGAGAGCCUCAUGGUACUGCUAGAUCACAAAGCGGCCGUCAACUACAAGCCAAAUGGGAAAGCCGCUAUCCACGUGGCCUGUGAUGCGGCAAACGUUGAGUGCCUCACAAUCCUUUGCAACCACGGAGCUAAUGUUAACUGCUUUUCACUGAGUGGCCAUGCACCCUUACACUUCUGUACCACAAAGGCCUCUGUGCCUUGUGCCCAGCAGCUCAUUUGGAGAGGAGCAAAUGUGAACAUCACAACAAACAAUCAGGAUGAAGAGACUCCCCUGCACACAGCUGCACGUUUUGGCAUCCCUGAACUGGUCGCAUUUUACGUGGACCAAGGAGCAAAUGUUGAUGCUGUCAAUGCCCACAUGGAAACUCCACUGGCCAGUGCAGCUUACUGGGCCCUUCGCUUUAAAGAGCAGGUGUACAGCCUGGAACACCACCUAAUCUGUAGGAUGCUGCUAGACUAUAAAGCUGAAGUUAAUUCUCGUGAUGAAGAUUUCAAAUCACCCCUCCACAAGGCUGCCUGGAACUGUGACCAUGUGCUGAUGCACGUACUGCUUGAGGCUGGGGCUGAAGCAAACCUGAUGGACAUCAAUGGCUGUGCCCCCAUACAAUAUGUUUUGAAAGUGACAUCUGUGCGGCCAGCUGCCCAGCCUGAAAUUUGCUACCAACUUUUACUGAAUCAUGGAGCAGCUAGAAUAUAUCCUCCACAGUUCCACAAGGUGUUGCAGGCCUGUCAUUCCCACCCUAAAGCCAUUGAGGUUGUCAUUAACUCAUACGAACACAUCAAGUCAACAUCAAGGUGGAGAGGAGCUAUAACCGAUGACGUCUUUGAGAGAACUAUGAAAGAACACCUUUACACCAGAAAAUUCAAGAACCAGGGGCAAAUGGUGACUGUUUUAUUGCAGCUCUGCAUGCAUUUGUGGAAACUGAUUUUGGGAAAGCAAUACAUGAAAAUACCAGAGACAGUCUUUCACAGAUGCUACAAAGAAGAGAGAUCUAACUCUAGCCACAGCUAUUCAAAUAGCAAAGCAGCCUGAACUGGUGAGGCAGCAAGAACAUGGGUAACUUGCUAAACUUGACAAAUAAGACACUAAGUUGGAAGCUGUGAACAGAUGUAGCAGGAGUGCUAAAAGUCGUUACCAUAAGACCCCUGAUGAACAGAGAGAGAAUUCCCAGGCUAAGAGGGACAAAUUCCAGACUACAUGCACAACGUGUGGAAAAAGUCAUAUCCUAAGAGAUGAUGCAUGUCCAGCCAGAGACAGAUGGUGUAUUAAAUGCAAGAAGUGUGGACAUUUUGCAGCUGUUUGCCACACCAAAGUAGUCAGGGAGUUGACUCAUAUUACAGACAAUCAAGAGCCAUUGUUUCUGGGAUUUAUCACGUGUGAAGACAUAGAGCCUCUUCCAGGAAAGUGAAAUUGAAUAUUCAUGGCAAGAUUAUUGAUUUUAAAAUUGACACAGGAGUUGACAUCACAGUUAGCUCAGAAGGGAUUUACAAUCACCUUCAACCCCUCCAAGGGCUUAAGUCACCUGACACAGCUUUCACUAGCCCUGAGGUAUUGUGAAUUGCAUGGGUCAGCUCACUACAGAAACAACUUACAAAGACAGAAGCUAUGUGUUCAAAAGAUCGAAGACCAACAACUUUCCCAGCUACAGCAUGGCAGCCAUGAUGGGCCCAGUGAGAAAGGUGGAAGCUUUGGAUGGAGGAUUUGAUUAUCUUGAACUUUUGAAAGGAGACCCAGCACAAAUCCACUUAAGAGGCAAUCUGAAGUAUACAGUGUACAAACACCUCUACCAGAGAGCCCUUGGAAGAGACUAGUUACAGAUUCAUGCAAAUUCAGAGGACAUAAUUACCUGUUCAUUGGGAAUUGUUUUCCCAGCCAUAUAGAAAUUUUGUACCUGAAAGACAUAAUAUGUCACAGUGUUAUUGAGAAACAGAAGUGCAUAGUUACUCACAUCCAUAUUCCAGAACAACUAGUGAUGGGUGAUGGACCACAAUUCACUGCAGCAGCA
Molecule: messenger RNA, 2666 nt
Organism: Chelonoidis abingdonii (Abingdon island giant tortoise)
Lineage: Eukaryota; Metazoa; Chordata; Testudines; Testudinidae
Source: RefSeq, a predicted model, not a curated record